AUGAGUGGUCCAGACAAUGUGUUUUCGAAUUUCGCUCCGAUCCUGGACGAUUCGGCGGGAGUUGGACAAACGGUCGAAGAUCAGCAGCUUCCAUUGCCCCAGCUGUUGACGAAGAUCAUUGCACAACGCGGGUCGUUUCUGGACAUCACCGAAGAGAAACUUCAACAGGAGAUUGAAGCCCAACAAUCUGGCUCUGAGGAGACCGUCAAGAAGAAGGAGCAAGAGACAGAAAAGGAGCAGGAGUUCAGCUCGGAGAAUUUCAUUUCCCAGGAGGAUUUCUUGAAACAGAAAGAAACCAUCAUCAAUUCUGUCCAUUCAGCCUUAAACGAGUCCUCGUUGUCGUUGGACUUUGUUUCUUUGCUGAUAUCGUGUGUUCGUCCAGCGGCCGGGUCGUCGUCGAUGUCGCCGCAUUUGAAACAACAUAUUAAGAUUGGAUCGUUGUCUAGCGAUAAAGUGGAACCUCCUGAGGAUACUGAAAAGUUACAGUUCGACAUCUCCAGAGUUGGCCGCGGCUGGAAACUUGAGAGUUUGGAGCGUGCGUCCAAGAACCUGAAAAACAGCAGUCUUCGGCUGAAAGAGGAGGUCGCAAAGGAGAAGAACUUCUGGACAGGAAUGGUGGAAGUUCUCAAGUCGAACGAAGUGAUUACCAGCAUGAACAUCAAGAACACUAAGGAAAUCUGUGUGAAGUACGGCUACGGAGAUGCUGGGUCGACGUACUACGAUAAGGGAAUUGGUUUGUUGAAGAAAGAUCCAACUUCAGGAGACCUCACGUUUGGAAUCUCUGCGCCAACAACCGAGGAAAAAACAGAUAAACUUGUGAACGUGAAACUUUACACUAAAACCGGAGACAAGCUCACUUUGAUCGCGGAAUCCAACCUCCAGGACAGAAUCGGCAUUUUACAGAAAGAAGGUAUCAUCAAUGAAAUUGCCAAGGCCAGAUACUACUUGUUUGAAGAAGAGUUGUUUUACCAGCUUCUGAGAGAAGCUGCCACCCUAAUCUCUUUGCAGGUUACCAUCGAUGAAGACAAGAUCCUGAUCGAUUUACACGACGAGAUCGUUGAGAUCAGCCAGGUGGCACCAGAAAAUGUGCAAUUGCCCGAACAAUCGUCCUCCAACGAAAGAGCAGAGCUCAUCCAAAUAUAUCUCCGCUUAAUGCUUUACGCGGAGCACAAACGAAACUUAGAUCAACGCAAGAUUCCACCGUUGAGCUUGAACACAGAAACUACAGGAGCAUCUCAGACGUUCCCCAGCUCGAUCAUCAGACCGAUGAUCGUCUACAACCGCCACGAACGCUCGCUCAAAACCGUCCAAGAUGUGCUCGAGUCGGUCAUCACGGUGCAGCUCGACAACGACCGCACCCGUGCCACGACGUACUUGAAGGAGAACUUACAACUCACCAAGAACCUGAACGAGCCCAAGGGUGUUGUGGAUCCGUUCUCAAGGGUGCUGACUCCGCCAGCGUCGGUUUUGGAGCUUCCGAUCAAUAAUCUAAAAAUACGGGUCAAAUUAAACUCCCUGAUAAACUCGGCACACUCGACGAUUAACCUCGACUUGGAAACCGACACUGGAAGUUCUCUUUUGGGCACCUCGCUGAACGACGCAAGAGAAUUGGAAGAUUGUCUAAAUUGGGCAAUUCGGGAGCAUAAUUCCGAUCAGGGUAGAUAG
Molecule: messenger RNA, 1665 nt
Organism: Ogataea philodendri
Lineage: Eukaryota; Fungi; Ascomycota; Pichiomycetes; Pichiales; Pichiaceae
Exons: 1
Coding region: 1-1665 (554 amino acids)
Biological process (GO): regulation of transcription by RNA polymerase II
Cellular component (GO): core mediator complex; mediator complex
Molecular function (GO): transcription coregulator activity
Source: RefSeq, a predicted model, not a curated record